ACUGCAAGCUAUAAGGCUAAAAUAUUGAAGUAAUUUAGAUUUAUUUUCGUACACUCAAAAUUGUAAUCAAUAGUUAUCUAAUCCUUUUUUUUUAUUAUUAUCAUUAACUAAGCCAGUCACCUUGUACAUCAGUGCUCAAAGCUAUUAACUAGGUAGCUCACUCAGUUAUUCGUACUGCCCCGCCUGAGCCCACUUACAACAUAACUUGCGGGAAGCUUCACUCAUCAAACCUGCCAUUUGCUUCAACCACUGAAAAUACUUCUGGUUUUGGGCAGAUACUCUAGACCAGAGAAGAUCACCCCUCUCUUCUUAUCUCAUACUCAAGUCACCAUGGGGAACUGCCCUCACAUCAAUGCACCAGAACUAAAACCGCCCCAGCCAUCGCAGCACGUCUAUCGAGAGGAAUGUACCCAAUGCUUCGAUUCGGUUGAUAACCCCUCAGGUCUUAACGUCUGCCUCCACUGUUUCAACGGUGGCUGUUCUGACGACCGAAACCAUGCCUCUCUUCAUUACACGCGCUCAGGACAUCCUCUGGUCUUGAAUAUAAAGAGAUUACGGAAGAAGCUCCAGCGGGAUGAACCUCCACAUAAGAUUUCCAAGCUCGCCAUUGCUGCAGAAACGGAAGAAGAUAGGUAUGAGACUAUUACCAGCGUGCUUUGCUAUGAAUGCAAGGAAGAAAACAUCGACAAGGUUUCUGGGAAACUUCCCAGUGUGAUAGACGGAAUCAUGAAAGCCCUAUCCUUCACCGAACGCGAGGAGAUUAAAGCAUGGGAGCAGGAGUUUGUGCCAUGUGAACACACCUUGUUACUCCAGCAGCAGGAAGGCAGGAAAAUCGAGUCUACAGAUCUCACCCACUGUUCUAUGUGUGACUUGAAAGAAAAUCUUUGGCUCUGUCUCGAGUGCGGCAAUCUUGGCUGCGGUAGAAGCCAAUUCGGUGGCGUGGGAGGAAACUCGCAUGGUCUUGCGCAUGCGAAUUCUAGUUCUCAUGCUGUAGCUGUCAAACUCGGCUCCAUUACGGCAGAUGGCUCGGCAGAUAUUUAUUGCUAUAAGUGCAAUGAAGAACGGACGGAUCCUGAACUUGCCUCCCAUCUCGCUCACUGGGGAAUAAAUAUAGCCGAACGGGAGAAGACCGAGAAGAGUCUUAUGGAAAUGCAAAUCGAACAUAACAUGAAAUGGGAAUUCUCGAUGACAACCGAAGAUGGGCAUGAGCUGGAACCAAUUUUCGGUCCCGGUUUCACCGGGCUCAAGAACCUCGGGAAUAGUUGUUAUCUCUCAAGUAUCGUUCAAUGUCUACUAGCUCUGCCGGAGUUCCAGGACAGGUAUUAUCAUCCGCAAUCAGAUCCGCCUGAGUGCGCCUUCCCGGCGGAGGAUCUCGAGACGCAAAUGCGAAAACUGGCGGAUGGGAUCCUUUCAGGCAGAUAUUCGGGCCCUGAGACGAACAUAAACGCCACGCCAGAUACUCCAGAAGUCCCUCACCAGAAAGGUCUACCGCCGGCAAUGUUCAAACAUCUGGUCGGUCGAGGCCACGAGGAGUUCUCUACUAUGCGACAGCAAGAUGCUUUCGAGUUUUUGCUUCACCUCUUCAAGCUUGUCAGCUUAUCUAGACAUCCAGAACACCUUACAGACCCUGUACGGUCUUUUCGCUUUGUCGUCGAGCAGCGUCUGCAAUGCCUGUCCUGCAAGCGGGUGCGUUAUAGGCUCGAUGAGCAGGACAACAUCUCCGUUUCCGUACCUGCACGUCGCUUGCCUCCCAAUACCUACCCCUCUGAAGGAUCUGAAACCGACCAAUUUGAGUCUGUUACCCUAAAGGAAUGCUUAGACAUAUUCACAUCUGAAGAGACAGUUGAGCUAAAAUGCCCUGCUUGUGGAAGUAAUGACGGCUUUCGCAAGCGCUCUAUGUUCAAGACCUUGCCCCAAGAACUGGUCAUCAAUGCGAGGCGUUUUGAGCUGGUAAAUUGGGUUCCUACAAAACUAAACAUUCCAGUUCAAGUCAAUGAAGAUCCGCUGGACUUCAGCAACUACCUGUCUCGUGGCCAUCAAGAAGACGAAGAACUUUUGCCUGACGAAAAGAGCGAAGCAUUCACUGCAAACCAGGAGGCGCUCGACCAGCUCAUGAGCAUGGGCUUCCCACGCGUGCGAGCCGAGAAGGCACUUCAUGCAACCGGAAACGCUGAUGCGGAGGCUGCUAUGAACUGGCUGUUCGCUCACAUGGAAGACCCUGAUAUUGAUGAACCAUUGGUCCUUAAUCAAGCCACGGCCGACCAUGGUGAUUUACAAGACCCAGAGAAGAUUACACAACUAGGGGAAAUGGGGAUAGAUGCACGUCGCGCUAGGAAGGCACUCGCGGCCACAGAUGGUGAUAUCAAUAGAGCGGUGGACUGGGUUUUCAGUCACCCCGAUGAUUCGGACAGUGCAGAUAAUGGCGCAAUCAGCCCAGUAUCAAAUUCUGGAAAAGCGCGGGAAAUUCCCGGGUCCGUUGAUACUCCCGCUCAGUAUCAACUUCGGUCUAUAGUCUGUCACAAAGGCAGAUCGGUCCAUGCGGGACACUAUGUUGCCUUUGUCCGAAAAACUAUACCUGGAGAGAGUGGCUUAUCCUGGGUACUCUUUAACGAUGAAAAGGUGGUUAAAGCACAUGAUAUCGAGGAGAUGAAAAAGUUUGCGUAUUUGUAUUUCUUUAGUCGUGUCUAGAAUGUAGUGUACUGAAGAAUAAUAAAAGUUCUAUCGCCAUAAUUAACCGAUUUAUCUUUCAUAGUAUAAUGACAAUCUCUGAUUUAGCAGAAAGAAAUUAGUUAGAAAGCG
Molecule: messenger RNA, 2799 nt
Organism: Paecilomyces variotii
Lineage: Eukaryota; Fungi; Ascomycota; Eurotiomycetes; Eurotiales; Thermoascaceae
Exons: 6
Coding region: 331-2688 (785 amino acids)
Biological process (GO): protein deubiquitination
Molecular function (GO): protein binding; zinc ion binding; cysteine-type deubiquitinase activity
Source: RefSeq, a predicted model, not a curated record